GCCCAAGCUGCACCUGAAUCUUCAUGGGAGGGCUGGGGUGGGUCAAUUUACAACAACCGUUGGGCGUCAACGAACCACGCGAUAUCUUCCUCAAACAUCAAGUCUCUCACAGAGCACUGCAAAAUCACUUACGUCAAUGGCACUAGUGCUACCCCAACAAUAUCACAGGGUAUCGCCUAUUAUCCGACCUGGAACGGAUCAUUUGUCGCACUAGACUACAAGGACUGCAACGUCAAGUGGCAGAUCAAUGUCACUGCGGUCAUCGAGGACUACGCCCCAAUAUCCGCAGAGCAGAGAGCUAUCCUUCGUGCGGUAUCCAGGACAAGCCCACAAAUUGAUGGCGACGUACUGUACUUUGGGAGUCAAACACACUCACUCAUAGUCGCCGUCGACCUGCUGACCGGCAAGACGCUCGGGGUUACCCAGAUUAACCCCCAUCCUAUGGCAAUAGUUACCCUCAGUCCUACAUUCUAUAAAGGUCUCAUUUUCGCUGGCGCUUCCAGCUCUGAAGAGACGGCCGCCGCUUUCAUUCCAGGAUACAACUGUUGUUCGUUUGUCGGUAAUGUGGUAGCACUCAGAUUCGACCACACAGGCAACUUCGCAACUGUCUGGAACCUGACCACUCUACCCCCCGGAUCUGGAGAAGGCAAUGGGACUUGGUCCGGUGCAGCAGUCUGGGGAAGUCAGCCAUCCAUUGAUACCAGCCGGCACCAGGUUUUUUUUGCCACUGGCAACGUUUACAGUACCCCGGAAGAGUUCCUGAAGUGCGACGCCGUCAAUGAGAAUGCCAUGUCGGGCAAUGCCUCCUGUGUUCUUCCUCCGGAUGUCUGGCAGGAGUCUAUGCUUGCACUCGAUAUCUAUUCCGGACAGCCAAAAUGGGUUCGCCAGCUCUCGCCCUUGGAUGCCUGGACGGUAGCGUGCGGUGUACCGGGUUUUUACCCUAAUAACCAAGCUCUCUGCCCGCCACAUCCAGGACCUGAUGCGGACUUCGGUAUGGCUCCGGCAUUUGUAUCGGGAAGCAGAGGCGCCCUUACACCGUCGGACGACGACGUGGUAACUCUUGGGCAGAAGAACGGUAACCUUUAUGCCCUAGCUGCCGACAAUGGCAGUGUCAUGUGGUCCACCGUCACGAGCCCCGGCGGUUUUGCCGGAGGCCUA
This is a messenger RNA of Ilyonectria robusta, 1158 nucleotides long. RefSeq names its product quinon protein alcohol dehydrogenase-like superfamily. Lineage: Eukaryota; Fungi; Ascomycota; Sordariomycetes; Hypocreales; Nectriaceae. The annotation marks the transcript as partial. The record is from RefSeq and is a predicted model, not a curated record. The transcript has a single exon.